Molecule: messenger RNA, 3952 nt
Organism: Hippoglossus stenolepis (Pacific halibut)
Lineage: Eukaryota; Metazoa; Chordata; Actinopteri; Pleuronectiformes; Pleuronectidae
Gene: il20ra
Product: interleukin 20 receptor, alpha
Exons: 7
Coding region: 276-2249 (657 amino acids)
Molecular function (GO): protein binding
Source: RefSeq, a predicted model, not a curated record
CAGGUGGGAUCACAUUUCUUCCUCAUUCAUGGAAACCUGUUGCGGUGGUUGCGUAGUUUAACAGUGAAUUAUUCAAGGCUUGGCUGCUCACAGUCAUCCAACCACUUUGACUUUAACCUGCACCUUUAUUUAUUUCCUCUUGUCUUGGUUGGACUUCUUGUCCAUCAAACUUUCGUCUAAACUAACUCCCUGUCGUCGUGUGAAGAAGGAAACACCAGGGCUAUAGGACCAUAAGGACGGUGUGCUGAACAUGUUGACCUCUCCUUGGACCGAUAAUGUGGACACUGUUGUUUCUUCUCUACCUGGGGACUCUGGACUUCACAGUGUCCUCCUCUCCUCCCAGCCCCGUUAACGUCGUCUUCUCCUCAGUGAAUCUCAGGAAUGUUCUGCACUGGUCUCCAGGAAACAGCACAUCAGAGGACACACUCUUCACAGUGCAGUAUGCCAUCUACGGGGACAGCGUGGAGGGAAGUAAAGGAAGACGGGUGAACUGGAGGGGUGUGUGGCAGUGUACGGACAUAGCGCGGAGCUGGUGUGACCUGAGCAAUGAGACGUGGGAUCAGGAGCAAGGAUACUACGCCAGAGUCCGAGUUGUGGGCAGGAGAGCAUCUUCCAAAUGGACCAUGACCCUGAGGAGAUUUGAUCCAAAGUUGGACACUAGUCUGGGUCCUCCGAUGGUUUCUGUGGAAACAGAGGGCAAUAACGCCAUCAUCGCUCUGAAAGGACCAAUGAGAUAUCAACCUAACAACCACACACCAGUGAUUUCCAUGGCAACAAUAUACCCCCACAUGACUUACAACCUCUCCAUCCGCAAUGGCCAUCACGGCCAGACACAUUAUUUCCCAGUGCUGUCUCGUCUGUUCAAACAUCAAGUGAAGCACCAAACGGAGUACUGCUUCUCUGCCAAGACAAGAUUGGUCUCCAUACCGAUGCAGUGCGAGUCCUCGGCCUGGCACUGCAUCACCACGCCUCCAGACCCCGUGACUUUCCAUCUGCUGAGCCUGGUUUGGGGUAUCGCUGUUCCAUCUCUGUGCCUUUGUGCGCUAAUGGUGGUUGGUUACUUCCUUCAUAACUACCUGAUGGGGAAAGGACAGAAGAAACCAAAUACACUGAACACAUCAUCUUUUCACCCUCGCCCACUGAUUUUACCUCCUGAGAAUGCCAACUUCAUUAUCAUCAGUGUCAUCAAAUAUGAGUCAGACAUGGACAGCGCCAUAUCAGAUCUUGCAUGCCACAAGAAAAAGAUAGCAUAUCCUCCAGCAGGUUACUCCCUUCAGGGGCCCAGAGCACCACCAGAGAACGAUGCUCUUUCGGCCGACUAUGCAUUUGUUGGAGCGACUCCUCAAAUCAAUGUCGGGGGAGAGGAGGAGGCAAGAGAUCCGUGGCAGGACAGAGAUGAUGGGAAUAAUCUGAUCGGUGAACGCCAGAAAUGUGAUAAGAAAGAGUGGAGAGUUGAGGAUGGUCACUCCGCUGGAGUUUUCUCACCUCAGGCUAAGUCCAACCUCUCACAAACACACGUGCCGACAUACUCGCAGACACAUGCACGGACAGGGAUGAGCACACUUGUACAGGCGCAGUCAAAAUCCCUUUCACUGUCACAAAUCCAGGGAUCCUUACUGUCUGAUCAGAAAGGAACUUACGGAGACAGAGAGUGUCCAGGUUCAGUUGUGAAUAAAACUCCACAAACCGGCCUCUUCCACGAUCGUUUAAAUCUACAAACAAGGAUGAAGUUAGAAAUGGGCGGGAAGAUGGAAGAAAAAGCCAGAGUGAGAACUGAUGGAAAGAUAGAUGGAGCUGCAGAGGAAGCCAGUAAGAGUGAGACAGUGGCCCUUCUUUCUGCUUAUUCGUCCCAGAAUUUGCCCACUUCCCUCGCCGACCAAUCAGAUUUCAUACCAAAUGAAUGUGGUUUCUUGAGUGUUGCUACAGCUCACAAUAUAGUGGAGGAGGAGGAGGAGGAGGAGGAGGGAAAUAUUUGUAUUAACUGGGACCCUAAAACUAGGAAACUUGUGUUUCCAGAGAUGGUGUUGGAUGGGUUUAUGUGGGCAGAGGAAGGGAGCGAGAACCGGAUGGGGGGAGAGGAGGUGCACGCAGCGAAGGGGGGGCUGAAGUUGGAGAAUGUGUUUGUCAGACAAGGGUCCGAAGAAGCGGCGGAGGCGCUGAGAGAGAAGGAGCGAGGUGGGGAAUCAGGGUCGGACGGCGUGGAUGGUGUUUUGUCCAAAUGGAACUUGGUAAUCUCAAUGGAUCAGUAGAUGAUAUUCAUCACUAUAUUUACACCGUUGUUACAAAAAAAACAUCUUCUGCUGCACUUAUCCAGUUAAAUUUAAUAUGAUAGAAAAAUAAAUCAUGCAAAUAUCAUAAUGCAAAACCAUCAACUAUCACUUUUACUUUGAUUAGUAACUUUUAUAUGUUGCUGCGUUAUGAUCAUGAACUAAAGUUUAUUGAUUUACAAGUCACACUUUUAAUACUUAUGAAGUAACCUCACCGUGAUCCCCUCGAUUUUGAGCAAACUAUUAUUUGUAUCUUUAUUUGUUUAAUUGAUCAUCUACUAGACCAGUCGCCAUUUCCUCCCACUAUCCGGAAAUGAAGUUAAAUUAGAAAUGAGCUAAAAUAGAGCCAGAGUCUGCGCCGUAGCGCUUGGAGGACAGAGGUAUUUAGGUCACAUGCUCAACCAGUUGCGAUUCAAUCUGACAAUCAGAAGGUUUUCAGCCCAUUUUUAUCUAAAACCAAACUUGACAUAAAAAUAAGCGCUUGAAAAAAAACAUCAGUUUGAUAAGAACUACAUAAAAUGACAUAAACCACAUUUGAGAACAAUUCAUUUGAGGUGCACUUUGACUUUUCAAUUCGGCCCAUAUCCUAUCCAUUAACAAGGAAGAGGUGGGGUUGAUAUACUGCAGACAGCCAGCAGGGGCCAUCUUUAUACACAGUCCAAUCACCACUGCGUCAGAUCUCACCCAAGCAAAGCACUAAUCCACUGUUCGGUGAUGGUGUCAUGUUUCUCCAACAUCAAAAUACCUGGAGCACAACAACCCUAUGAAGAAACUCAAGUGUUUUCUAUUAGUUUUACAUUCUUAUUCUAUGUGACCAUGGUUUACCUUGACAAUACUGCUAAGAAGUAGUAUAGUUCAGCAUUAGUCCGUCGCUGGUUUAGUUUCAGGUAACGCACCUAAAGCGUUCUUGAUGAAACACCUUGUUUGCAUGCUGGUGGUAUACUGGGCUGAAUUAAUAUAUUAUUAUGUAUUUUGUUAUUUUUUGAAGGAAAUGCUGAUGAUCAGAGGAAGAUGAAGUUUUAUCUCUGUUAUUAUCGUGUUGAUGUACAUUGAUGAAGAACAGAUUUAUAGCACUUUUAUCUAAUGUAGGUUUUAUAUGAAUAAUGAAGCUGCCUGACCCACACCAUGUGACGAUAUUUUCUGUACUGGAAAAAGGGAGGCUCAGUCAAUAUUAGUUUGCUACAUUAGCCUUUGUUACUUCUUUGAACAUAUAAUCUGCAGAAGGAAUAUUGAUAGCAUCACUAUAUCACUUGUCGAUUUUCAGUUUGAUAUAUUUGAUGCUCUCACAUUGACACGUUACUGAUUUCAUUAUUUGCUUCUGCCACUUCAAUGCUGUUCCUCUUCCAUGCUGAUACAUGAAGUAUGUUGUAAACAUUGACGCUGAACUCGAACCACAUCCACUCAGCAAUGGUCUGUGUUACAUAUUUGUAGUGUAAAACCUCCUUUGUAGAGUGGUGACCUGCCAGUUGACAGAAAGGGGGGAUUCUGAGGCAACACAGGUUAUCUGCAAUGUGAUGGUUAGUUUGAUGCCGUGCAUUAAGUCGUAUCUGUACCAUUUCUUAAAAUGGCUCUACUCUGGGAAAUCAAUUAGGGAUGUUUUCUGUCAUAAUUCUGUAUCUUGUACAACAAGUAUUUUGUAAAUUCAAAAGAAAUAAUAAUAAAGUGAACUUGUUAUAUCUUCUCUG